Messenger RNA from Suillus plorans, 701 nucleotides. RefSeq lists its product as uncharacterized. The record is from RefSeq and is a predicted model, not a curated record. The coding region runs from base 141 to 623 and encodes 160 amino acids. NCBI's taxonomy places the organism in Eukaryota, Fungi, Basidiomycota, Agaricomycetes, Boletales, Suillaceae. The transcript has a single exon.
GACUCACUGAGCGCGCUUUCACCGACUUCCUACUCUUAUGUCACAAGUCCAGCGGUCGUUCAUCCUCUGCACCCCUGCUCGCUCGUCAGCAAGGCAGCUACUUGACCAACGCUCUCGGGGAUCCGGCAGAGAAUGACAGCAUGCUCGACACAACCACUCCAGAAGGCGCUCUCCCAGCGUCCGGUGAUCAGAGUGCUAGCUCUCCCGCUGCUGCUAGUCCUUCGACGACUCCUGCGACUACUACUUCAUCUGCUCCAUCUCCUUCAGAGACUCAUGGAAGCACUACAGCUGGGCCCACGUCGACUGGCACUCCCGCCGGCAGCGACUUGGACGCUCACGGAACUUCGGCCAACACUGCGGGAAGCCCUCCCUCUGGAAAUACAGCUGCCCCCGCGGACUCGGAGAUGCCACUAGCACAGUCCGACUCAUCUACGUUUGAUACACCAAUACCCCAAGAUAUGACAGCCGGCUUCUCCAGCCCUGUCAUGGACAGCAGCGUAUCCGACAGCUUUGGCGACGUGUCUGGCAGCAUGAGCGACGCGUUCGAUAGCCUUGACAACACACCGGACAAUGAUACCGAGGAAGGAGAACCUGUCGCUAUGGAUGCUCAAAGCGGUGUCUAGGAAGCUGAGACUUGUGAUGGUCAUGUAUGGCUGAUUCUCUUGUCAAUAGUCAUGCAAAUAAACACGGUUCAACUAUGA